Patiria miniata (bat star) is the source of this 5651-nucleotide messenger RNA. Its product is annotated as macrophage mannose receptor 1-like. The record is from RefSeq and is a predicted model, not a curated record. The transcript has 26 exons. NCBI's taxonomy places the organism in Eukaryota, Metazoa, Echinodermata, Asteroidea, Valvatida, Asterinidae. Gene Ontology annotation, molecular function: protein binding; signaling receptor activity. The coding region runs from base 174 to 4079 and encodes 1301 amino acids.
GUGCCGCUCCUCUCGAUCGCGUUUGCUGUAGUCUUCGGUUGCACAGUGCGUGUUUCUGGGGGAUUGUAAGCACUCCGUCCCGGCGAUGUUUGCGGAACUUGGCGACAAAUGGUUUGAAACGGACUAGGCUAAGGUCUUAUUCUCGGCAGUUUUUUUUUCUCCUGGGAGAUGCAAUGGAGGUGAUGCAAGGAGGAAUCCGUGUGUUUUUGAUAAGGAUUUUAUUGACAUUAACCUCAACAACAGAUGCCAUGUCACAAUGCCGUAAGGACUGGAGUCAGUAUGGCACGCAGUGUUUCUACGUGAAUACCCAGCACCUGAACUACGCCAAUGCCAAGGCGCAUUGCGAGUCCUACGGAGGCGGGUCAACCAUUGCCAGUAUUUCCGACAGUGGUGUCAAUGGCCAUAUACAAUCGCUUAUAUCUGGCGUCUCGAGUUCCACGGCCUACAUAGCUUUCCACGAUAUUGACAGUGAUGGGACGUGGAUCUGGGAAGAUGGCGCUAGCGUCUCUUACACCAAUUGGAACAGUAAUGAACCCAACGGCGACUAUACGAAAAACUGUGCCGGGAUGUACAAAUCCAGCGGACGAUGGGAUGACUUCUCUUGUACGUCCGAAAUCGCGAGCGUCUGUAGAACUAUCAUCCAGUACACCGCCACCACCACCGGUUGUCCGUGCUCGUUUGAUGCCACUCGCAAUGACUGCGCGUGUUGUUAUACUGGGGGUUGUCACUGCGGAGCGGAUUAUCCCGAUCGGUGCGUCGCAUGCGGUGGAGAUUGUACAUCAGAUGAUGCUGAACCACUUGAGGAGUGGACACUUGUCUUCAAGCACAUUCGUUCCUCUGGGAUUAACGUCCGGGAGCUGUGGCAGGGGAGCGGAACCUACAAUGACGGAUCGGACACGGCGCAGAUUGUGACCUCAACAUCUAACCACUACAAAGGCAGUGCUGCCAACAGCUAUGAUACCAACCAAAUUCAGUAUGUCAAGUUUGCGUUCUAUACCUCUGGUGGGUCAGAGGUCAUGUCCAUGACCUUUGACACGGCUAACACCGACAAGAAUUCCUGGUACUCGAUUGACCGUCUGCUCUACGCGCCGUAUUCGGAUAUCUACACAGCCGGAAAAGGUUACUUUUCAAUGGACGGACACUAUGACGCCAGAAGGUGUUUCUUUGUUGAGUCUUAUUACAACGGCUGUGAGGGCGACGCGGGCUGGGUGAUGGUGAAGGACACUGGAUACUCCGGUCCCUGUACGUACGACAACUACUACAGCUACCCGUUCUUCACGUACAAUACCGCGAGCACCUUACAAGCGUUUCAAAGCGGACAUUUUGCAUUCCCAGAAAUCAUGGCGAUAUUGUACAAGUAUUACGACACUUCGACCAAUACGGGUAUCUGUGAUGACAACUGGCAUCUGGGAUACAAUGGCAGAUCGUGUUACCGUGCCGUGGAUUCCACCGUGACGUGGCAGGACGCGUUGGACGCGUGCCGCGGUCUCCGUAGUGACGCGGACCUUGCAAGCAUUGGCACAGCCGAUGAGAAUGCGUUUGUGCUGACUGUGUCACGCCGGACACUAAGCCACAAUGAAUACUGGAUUGGCUUGAAUGAUUUCGCCGUGGAAGGUACUUGGGAGUGGUCCGACGGCACAAAGAGCAGCUACACUAACUGGUAUUCCAGCGAACCAAAUGAUUCCGGCGGACAGGAGCACUGUGCUGUGAUCCGAUGGUCAACCGAUGGAACUUGGAACGACGCAAACUGUGCCAACAGCAAACGCUACAUAUGCGAAUAUCCUCUCAUCGCCAUAUCCUGUGCGGAUUGGAAGCGUCGUGGCUAUUCCAACAGCGGGGACUACACCAUUGACCCGGACGGGCCAGGCUUUGGCAACGAUCCGUUCAAGAUAUACUGCGACAUGACCUCCGAUGGAAACACAGGUAUUACCGUUAUCAACCACAACCAGGAGAUGCGACAAUGGGUCAAAGGUUACGAGGGUGCUCGAUCCUACGUCCGAUCCCUCAGCUACAGUCCCGUCAGCGUCAGUCAAGCUGCUGCACUGGCUGAUGUCUCAGGAGAAUGCUACCAGCAUAUCAAGUUUGAAUGUUACGGUUCCACCAUGAGUACUGGCUACUACACGGCGUGGUACGAUCGCGACGGCAACAUGGAAACCUACUGGGGUGGAGCGCCCUCUAGCACCAGCCUCUGCGCAUGCGGAUAUGAGGGUAACUGUGAUGGGGGUUACUCCCGCUGCAACUGCGAGGUAAAUGACUACACUUGGCGGGUGGACGAGGGUUUGCUGACCGAUAAGGCUGACCUGCCGGUGACCGAGAUCAGGGUAGGGGAUACCGGGAAUGGGGACGAGCAGGCCUAUUACACUAUCGGGCCGAUGUACUGCAAAUCCGAUGAGAGUUUUGUUCUCACUGGAAGAACUGAUUUUGUCCUCACGAUGAACAGCGUCAUCAGUCAGAACAACGAGGAGACAAUUGACGACACAACAAUUGCGGAAUGUGCCAACGAAUGUGUCGCCCGCACAUCUUUUCUUUGUCUCGCCUUCGAAUACAAAUUCGAAACCGCAAAAUGUCACCUUAACACUGUGACGGAUGAAACAAGGACUCUUUCUUAUAGCAGCAAUACGGCUUUCUUCAGACGAACGUUUGACAGACAGGAGAAUCCAAACCGCGAGUCCAAUAGCUGUCCGAGUGGGUGGGCGGAGUAUAACUCCCACUGUUACUACGCGAGCACCAGUAAGAAGACGUGGUACGCUGCCGAGUUGCACUGCGAAACUGAAGGAGGAGGCACCUUGGUAUCUGUGGAUGAUGACGCAGAGCAUGAAUUCCUGACCAAGAUCGGCCGCUGGGCUAAUCCGUCGGAGGAAUAUUUCUGGAUCGGAAUCAACGACAUCGAAAACGAAGGAUCAUGGGUGAAUGUUGACCAAUCAGACGCCACGUACAACCGAUGGAAGUCGGGCGAACCAAACGGUGACCUGAUUGAAAAUGGUGCCUUGAUGUCCGUCUACACCAACUACGACUGGAUCGACGUCGGUGUGCACGGGAGUUACCAGUUCUUCUGUGAGACGGCGAUUGGUGCCAGCGCCAUCGCUGCGCCGACCACCCAUCCCCUCUGCCCCUCCGGUUGGCUCUACGAUGACAGCAGUUGUUACUCCUUCUCCGGUGGUGCCACCAGCUGGGACAACGCCCGCACCUCCUGUGCGUCAUCCAACGCCGACCUGGUGAUCAUCGACUCGGACAGAGAGUGGAACUUCCUGCUCAAUCAGUGGCGAUAUCGCUACUCCACCGAGCGGUUCUGGAUCGGGCUGACUGACUCGGCUAAUGAAGGAGAGUUUCUUUGGAUACACAAGGACAGCUUUUCCUUGAAUGCAUCCACGUGGGAGAGUGGCAGUCCGGACAACGCUGGGUCCAAUGAAGACUGUGUGGAAUUCAGUAAUUACCAGAAGCUCAACGAUGCCGACUGUGGUACCUCCCUGUACUAUAUCUGCGAAGAUCACCUUUAUCCAGUAUCGAGCCCAGAAAACUUAAACGUCGAGGCCAAAAGCACCAGGGCAGUUGAGAUUACAUGGGACGCAACACCUCUGUCUGGUUCCAUGGAUCUAGAUAUCACUGGACACAGGAUCUAUUAUUGGAUAUCAGACCAAAUGAACUCGACCCUCGCCAACGUUUCCCUAGAGGGCGCCAGUGUGCGUCGCUAUGUCCUGACUUCUCUCACGCCCGGCACCAACUACGAGUUCACAAUCGCUGCAUACACCGACCAAGGGGAAGGGCCUAGCGCGGAUCCACCUGUCACGGCUAUGACUCAGUCAGCUGUUAUCAGGACAGAUACCCAGCGUCUGAAGGUCUACGUCGUCCAGAGAGGUCAGCGCCUACGCCAACACUCCAUGUCCGACCUCCAAAUGGCUACCUUCACCCAGUGCACCACCGCCUGCACGGCCGACCAGAACUGCCUGUCCGUCAACUACCACGAGAAGUCCCGCAGCGCCCUCAAGACCUGUGAGCUGAACGCUGAUACCCACACCGACAACGCUGGCGAUAUGGAGAUCGAUAGAGAGUACACGUAUGCUUCUGUUGAAGGGUACUAAAAUAAUCUGAAAACUGUAAAUUGUAGUAACAGUUCUAGGCCUUGGUAUUUAUCAGGAUCAGUUUGCAGGUGAGCCAGUUUGCGAUGAAACUUGCGAGUGCGCUGAAGUGGUCAUCAUGUAGUUUUGAUUGAUAGCACAUGAUUGGAGAAACCUCAGAUAUAUUGGCUUUGAAUCUGCCAGCCAACCCCAGCAAGCUUUUAUUAUUAUUAUUACCCUGGAUUGGACAUUUGGGAGACAUCUCCAUAGACUUGUGCACACAAUUUUCCAAACUUAAAUGUGCCCUAACCCAAUAUUCCCUUGUUUUCUUAUUAGACCACGAGCAACAAAUAUAACCUAAUUGCGACAACAAAAUUGUGCUUUUAAAGGGGGGCUGUGACCUAAUGACCGAUGUCUCCCACCGUUCGAAGAAAUUACAAUACCGUGUCUCCAUAAUGGUAUAUGUAGUCGUACUAUUAUUAUUAUUAUUAUAAAUUAUUAACCAAGGAUUCCUCAAAAGCGCCCUGGGCACUGUAGCUCGCAAGCCUGAAGAAACCUGUGGAGAGAAGACAUUGAGAAAUUAUGGUUUUAGAGGUAGGAGAAAAACCUCAGAAGAAUAUUCUGAGGAAAACCCACGGAAUCAGGUAGGUACUGAAAACCCAAUCCACAUAUUGGCCCAGGCAGGAAUCGAACCCGGGUCACAGCGGUGGAAGGCAAGGAAAGAACUGCUACACCAACCUUACCCAAGUGGUAAGAUGUGUGCACUAGUAUGCAUGAGUCCAUGGGUUCGAAUCCUACCUGAGUGAGUUUAUUAAUAAAAAAAAUCCUCACAUAAGUCUUUGAAACUUAAGGAAUUUUUUUCUCAAUAUUUAUUAAUUGGAGCUGGAAAGAAUUAGCCUUUUAAAUUGAAAUUUUUGUAUUGUGAUUCUAGACAUACUGUGUUAUCUCAGUGACUUCUAGAUUAACGCCUGGAUAGAUCGCCAUCCAUGCCCAAAAUCCAAUGUAAGUGUUAAAAAAAAGGUCUAAUUUUCAUUUGGUUGACAUUAUUUUUAGCCACUUCAUUCCCAGCCACAUUAAGUUAUUGAAAAUUGCUUUUUCAUGUAAAUAUAUAAAUAAAUUGAAGGUUAAAGUUAAUGCUAAAUACGAGUGAUUUGUGCCAAUUUUAUAAAGAUUUGUAUCAAUUUUGGACAACUAAAAGCUUUGAAUAUUUCUCUUUUUUUUGUAGAAAAAGUCUCUCUUUAUUUAACAUGGAUUGACAGAAGACUAACUUAAGGCAACAUGCUUUGUCAGUAAAAGGUUUUUAAUUUUAUUUCUGCUUUAAUUUGAAAAAAAAUGCAUAGUAGGAAACUGAACAGUUAGAGAACCAAUAGUGAAUAGAGAACCAACAGGGAUUACAUAAAAGUUUGUUUGCUUCCAACAUUUUCUAGUAAUUUCAAGUUAUUUUUACGUCGGGUAACCCUGUUAACUUCAGUUGUAUGUAGUGUUUAUCCAGUGUAAAUAUUAGUAAGGUGUAUUAAAUAAUUAAAAUUCUAUAUUAUUUGGCGUUCGUAGUAAGCAAUAAAUUGGGAAUUAAGCAGUUCCAAAAUUGAAAAACAA